Zalophus californianus (California sea lion) is the source of this 5385-nucleotide messenger RNA. RefSeq names its product fidgetin like 2 (gene FIGNL2). Bases 859 to 2826 code for a protein of 655 amino acids. The record is from RefSeq and is a predicted model, not a curated record. Gene Ontology annotation, molecular function: ATP binding; ATP hydrolysis activity; microtubule severing ATPase activity. Lineage: Eukaryota; Metazoa; Chordata; Mammalia; Carnivora; Otariidae. The transcript has 4 exons.
CGAGGACGUUCCUUUGAGACUCAGAGUUUAUUUCCUUGUGCAUAAAAACAGGAUCCCCAGUACCUACCUCUCAGGUUUUUCAAUGUUGACUUUUUUUUUAAACUCUAAAACGGUGUGUGUGUCCAAGAUACACAUAACACGAAUAUCUGUGUGCAACUGCUGCAGAGUUGCUGGAAAGCUACUGGAAGCUUUGUCAGGAGGGAAAUGAUCUGAGUCACAGGCUUGGGUGUUUCGGAUGCCCACUCGGGGGCAGUAUGGAGGAAUGGCCUGGUAAGUGGGACAGUUAGUUGCAAGUGUCUGGACCAAAGGGGCCGGGGCCUGAACAAAGGCGGCUGAUCUGGAGAGGAGGGAAGGCCCCCAGACACAGUGUAGGGGUCUUCAAGGAUUAGCCCUUCCUGGGGGGGUUAAGGGUUUAAGUCUCUUAUCCCUUUGUCCCCUUUAAGAGAUUGCAAAAACAUCAGCUAGUGGGUGGGAAGACCCAUUUGGAGUGGGAUGCCCCUGAAAAUCCCCAAGGUUGCACCGUGGCAGGCCACCCCGAAGCACUGGGUAGGACAUUCCAAACAGCCUGAAGAGGGAGGGGCCGUGUUGGGGGAGGGGCGGAGGAAUCCGCCUGGCCUUCAGGAAGACCCCAGCCAGCCCUAAUGGGAACCACACGUGGAGGGAGCUGGAAUCCCGGAUUGCCUGUGACGUUUGGCUUUGGAAUUGGACACUUGGCUCAGCUGUUCCUUGAAGCCCACAGUUUCCCAGGCUGGAUCUGUGCCCUGACCUCUGAGUGCCUUUCCCUUCUUUUAACAAGAGGGACUGGGCUUCAAGUUACAGAAGACCCAACUUUAAAAUGCCCUAAACGUUCUGUCGAAGAUGCACUGGACACCGGAACACGCCCAGCCCCUCAACCAGUGGCCAGAACAGCACCUGGACGUCUCCUCCACUACCCCGUCGCCGGCCCACAAGUUGGAGCUGCCCCCUGGGGGUCGCCAGCGCUGCCACUAUGCUUGGGCACACGACGACAUCUCUGCCCUCACAGCCUCCAACCUCCUCAAGCGCUACGCAGAAAAGUACUCAGGGGUCCUGGACUCUCCCUACGAGCGCCCCGCGCUGGGCGGCUAUGGCGACGCCGCCUUCCUCAACGGCGCCAAGGGAGACCCCGAGCCCUGGCCAGGGCCGGAGCCACCCUACCCCUUGGCCUCACUCCACGAGGGCCUCCCGGGAACCAAGUCGGGCAAUGGGGGCGGCUCCGGGGGCCUCGGGGGCUCCCCGGUUUUAGCCGGGAACCUGCCUGAACCCCUCUACGCCGGCAAUGCUUGCGGAGGCCCGUCGGCGGCGCCCGAGUACGGGGCGGGCUACGGCGGGGGGUACCUGGCCCCCGGCUACUGCGCGCAGACCGGCACCGCGCUGCCCCCGCCGCCCCCCGCCGCGCUCCUGCAGCCCCCGCCUCCGCCGGGCUACGGCCCCUCGGGGCCGCUGUACAACUACCCCGCGGGAGGCUACCCCGCGCAGCCCGGCUACGGGGCUCUCCCACCGCCCCCGGCCCCGCCCCCGGCCCCCUACCUGACCUCGGGCCUGGCGGCGCCCACGCCCCUGCCGGCGCCCGCUCCGCCCCGGCCGGCGCCCACCUCCUACAGCUUCCAGGCGGCCGAGGCCGGGGUGUCGCUGAAGCGCAAGGCCGCCGACGAAGGCGCGGAGAGCCGCUACCGCAAGUACGUCUACGAGCCCGCCAAGGCCCCGGCGGCCGACGGCGCCUCCUACCCCGCAACGGACAACGGCGAGUGUCGGGGCAACGGGUUCCGGCCGAAGCCGCCGGGAGCCGCGGAGGAGGCGUCGGGCAAGUACGGUGGCGGCGUGCCCCUCAAGGUCUUGGGCUCCCCUGUCUACGGCCCGCAACUCGAGCCCUUUGAAAAGUUCCCGGAGCGCGCCCCGGCGCCGGCUACCCGCGGGGGCUUCGCGGUGCCGUCGGCAGAGCCCCCCAAAGGCGUGGACCCGGGGGCCCUGGAGCUGGUGACGAGCAAGAUGCUAGACUGCGGGCCCCCGGUGCAGUGGGCAGACGUGGCCGGUCAGGGCGCGCUCAAGGCCGCGCUGGAGGAGGAGCUGGUGUGGCCCCUGCUCAGGCCGCCCGCUUACCCCGGCAGCCCGCGCCCGCCGCGGACCGUGCUGCUCUUCGGACCGCGGGGCGCUGGCAAAGCGCUGCUGGGCCGCUGCCUGGCCACGCAGCUGGGCGCCACGCUGCUGCGCCUGCGCGGAGCGACGCUGGCCGCGCCGGGCGCCGCCGAGGGCGCGCACCUCCUCCAGGCCGCCUUCGCGGCUGCGCGCUGCCGCCCGCCCUCCGUGCUCCUCAUCAGCGAGCUGGACGCGCUGCUCCCGGCUCGGGACGACGGCAUCGCUGCGGCGGGCGCGCUGCAGGCGCCGCUCCUGGCUUGCCUGGAUGGCGGCUGCGGCGCAGGGGCCGACGGCGUGCUGGUCGUGGGCACCACCUCGCGGCCCGCGGCUCUGGACGAGGCUACCCGCCGGCGCUUCGCUCUCCGCUUCUACGUGGCGCUGCCCGAUGGCCCUGCUCGCGGGCAGAUCCUGCAGCGGGCGCUGGCCCAGCAGGGCUGCGCGCUGAACGAGCGGGAGCUCGCGGCCCUGGUGCAGGGCACCCAGGGCUUCUCCGGGGGCGAGUUGGGGCAGCUGUGCCAGCAGGCAGCGGCCGGGGCGGGCCUCCCGCGGCUGCAGCGCCCCCUUUCCUACAAGGACUUGGAGGCAGCGCUCGCCAAGGUGGGCCCUAGGGCCUCCCCCAAGGACCUGGACUCGUACGUGGAAUGGGACAAAAUGUACGGCUCCGGACACUGACGGCGCGCCGGGAGGCCGCGGGAGCAAGCCGCCCCGCUUCCCCCGCCCCUCCGGUCGGGAGGGUUGUCUUUAACCAAACCGGGCUGGGAGGGGGCCGGAGUGAUGAAUGUGGGCUGGGGGAGGGGAGGGGCUGCCGGUGGAUUUUUUUUUUUUUUUCCGUGGGAAGGAAAAUGCUUCUGCUAGGCAGAUAGAUGCCAUAUGCGCUGUGUACUCAGGUUUUUCCUAUUUAUUGUGGACGGGAAGCUCGCCAUCUCCGCCCGGCCGACGGGCAGACCCGGGAUGGGCUGGCACCCGGGGCCUAAGGAACUCCUGCGCCCUCGCCACAAUCCUUUUGUCUCCUCGCUCCCUGAAUGGCUCUCUCCUACCCCCUCUUUCUCUGCAUUCGCGUAGUUUUCUUUCUCCGUGGUUUUGUCACUGACUUUCUCAUAUGUUGGCCCUGUUUCUCUUUUGCCCCUCCCUCCCCUAUCUCUCCAUCUAUCACCCUCUGUGCUUCUGUCUCCCUCCCUCGCUUUCCAGCCUCUCUGUUUCUCUUGGUCCCUCUCAUUCAAAAGAAUGCAGUGUCCCUUUGCAGGAGAUCUGGAAGUCCAGGGGCUGAGGAGGAGGGGGUAGGGAGUUCCCUCCCACCCCAUUAUCCCUCACCCAGCUGCAUCCUUGGGUCUUGGAGGGGGGAGGGCAAGCCAAAAAAAAAAAAGAAAGAAAAAAGAAAAAAAAAGAAAAAAGAAAAAAAAACCACCCAAAGAAGGGUUUUUGUUUGUUUGUUUUUGAGGGGGAAAUCCCAGAAAUGUAGCUUGUUUAAUAUUUUAGGCCUCUUAUUUUUGUAAGAUGUGUAGAAUUUGCUGGUUUUUGUUUUAUUUUGACAACUCAGGAAGAAACUGACCUCAGAAAGAAUGUUAGACUUUGGCUGCUCUCCUGUGUGUUCCCUGCCCCCCCAACAAAUUCUCCCAGGAGACUCAAAGUGAAACUUGUGGGGAAGGGGAGAGGAAGACCCAGAGCCACACUGAAACCCCUGCUCUUCCUGGGACAGAAGCGGAAUGUAUUUCUAGGGCUUCCUCCCCAGGUCCAAGGUUGUAGGCAGGGGUGUGGGGGAGUGGGUUGUGGGAUUUGAGAAGAGGUAGGUCCUGCUGCUCUCCCCCUGAGCCCCACCCCCCAGCUUAGUGUUGUCUGUUAUCCAGAGAGAUGCCCUCUGCCCCCUUUCCUGCCCCAGAUCCAGAGAGAGAGGGCCCGGAUGGGAAGGUGACCUGGGCAGAAAGUCCCCAGAGAGGUCAUCUCACCCUGGCCCUUCAUAGGCGGAGGUCUUCUAUAACUUCUGUUAGGAGGAUUCCCUCAGGAGAGAAGACAGUGUGGCCACAAGUCUGGUUGGGCACAAAAUUGACUACAGACUCAGCUUCCCUGGGUGUUGGGAGGCUCCAAGGAGGAGUGAGCAUCUGUUACAAAAGAAUGUUCUGGGGGCAAGUGUGCCUCCCAUCAUCCUAGGGUCCUAGGUUGGGAGAUCCAGGGGCUGCGAAAGGGUGAAGGAGAUGGGCAGACUGUUUUUCCCAGACGGGGGGUGGUUAUUUUCAGUCCCACCCAAACUUUCCACCAGAGGCCAGGCUUGGGGGCCCUUGCUUGUGAGAACAAUAUUCCUCUCCUUCCCUGCAACUUUCCCUUGAUGGGGCUUCAGUUUGUCUCCCUCCCCCUCAGGGAGCCCAUUUCACAACUCUGACCUUUGCUCCAAAGUAGGGUGCAAACCCUCACCGUACCUCUUCUCUCCCCCCCCCAGGCCCCCCCCCCCCCGUUCCCUGUUCACCCUUAUAGCUCCUACAGUCUCUACCAUCUCCCACUCCCAGCUGGAGGGGUGUCCAUGGGGGACAUUUCAGGUGCCAAGGUGCUGAGGGCCUGUGCUGGCCUAGGUAGGAGUGCUAACAGGAAAUCUGCUCUGUUUUCCCCUCCUUUUCAUUCUUGGUCUUUUUGGGCCUCCUCUCCUUGGAGCUGGCAGACUGCAGGGCUUUGGUGCCCAGAAGCCGUGGGUUGCACGGCUGGGAAGCGCCCUUUGGAGGGAGCAGGGCAGGAGGGGGUUCUCUCAGGUGUGCGGAUGUAUAUGGGGGGGUGGAGGGCAUGGGGAAGUGGGGUUGGGAUGCCAGCCUUCCCUUCAAGAGGCAGGCAGCUGCGGGGAGGAGGAGCUCACCGAGACCCAGGGCCCCCACUGCCUCCUCUGCUGGCCUCGGGGAACUUUGCACAAGGACACAGCUCCCAGUCUACUAGCACCUACCUCAUGGGCGCUGGGGAGGGUGGGGGGGGGGAAAGGGCAGGUCCAGCUCUGGUAAUGUUGGGGGGGCAUACCAAAGAAUCCAGGGGCAGGGAUUGGGGGAGGGCAGACUUGGCAAGCUGGCCCUCCUCUUCCUCUACCCAGACUGGGGUUGGGGUCCUCUCCUCCAGCUGUAACCAUUUCUACCUCAUUUUGCUGCGUGUUGUACAUGGACGUAUUUAUCUCCUGUCUGACGAUGCUCUGCAGUUGUGGUCUGUCUACCUCAGAAGAGACUGUAUUUUAAAAGAAAGUAUUACACAGUAUUAAAGCGAUGA